UGCCGGAACAUUGCAGUAUAACUUUUUUUUGUUUGUUUUUUUUUAGUUAUUUUAAAAACCGUCUCCACAAGCUCCUAUUCAGUGCAGAUUGGUGACAGACAUUCAGUGUUCACCAGCAUUGAGUUACUUUCAGUUUGUAUUUAUUUUUAAACUAUGUACACAGUCAGUAAAAGCUUAAUAAUACUUCACUGAUUUCCCUCAAUUUAUUCAUGGGUUAUAAUUAAAAAUGUUACUUGGACUUUUCAUUUUAGCACUUUUUAAUGUCAUCAUUUAUAAUAUUAGUUUGUAAAACCUGAGCAUUUUAUUCUGGUGACUCCCGUUCAUCGCUCUCCAUGGCAACGACGAUAAAUACUGAAUAUGAAAGAAAUGGUCUGUAAACAGGUUUCCGAUCAUGUGGCCAUUAUGAGAUAUGUGUUUUUUCCUUUUAAGAUGCACUUCUCAUCCUUACAUAUUUGAAGAUAUUUUCCUUCCCCCCUACCCCCCCGGUCUGUGUUGCUGCAGUCAGGCUUUGUGCUGGGUUGGACUGUCAGGGAUGAGGAUCCGACUCCAGGGCACCGGCCAUGCGGCAGGUCUCCUUGCUGAGCUCAACCAGUGCCGGCUGUCCCGCUCCCUCUGUGACGUGGUGCUGCACGUGGGCGGUCGCUCGUUCCCCGCACACCGUGCUGUGCUUGCCUGUGCCAGCACCUACUUCCGCAGCCUCUUCUCUGGGGGUGGAAAUGGUCGGGGACGGCAAGAGGGCCCAGUCACUCCUUCCUUCACUGUGGACUUUGUUUCUGCGGCGAACUUUGAGAAGGUGUUGACUUUCAUUUACACUGCAGAGAUCUUUACUGACCUCAUCAACGUCGGGGUGCUGUACGAGUCAGCUGAGAGGCUGGGCGUCCGAGAGCUGGUGCGGGCCUGCCAUGCCACCUUCCCUGACCUACAGAGCUCCGGCUCUGCUGAGUGCGCUGCCAAAUGGGACCUGGACUCCUGCCCUGCCCCACCUGCAGUUUGCUCCUCCUCUGUGGCCUCUUCCUCCUCUUCCUCCUCAUCCUCUGGUUCCUCUGCUGCUCCCACGCCCAUCACACCCUCCUGUGUGCCUCAGGACAGGGAUGUGAGAACAGGUGGCAGCCACGCUCCCCAUUUUCCUGUCCCUCAGGCCCCAAAAGCAGAAGAUGUGGAUUCCCUCCUGGAGUACGGCCAGGCAUCUGAGGACAAGGGGACGGUGCCAGAGCAGCAGACAGUGGACACCUUGUCAGGCCCGGCUCAGCACGUCAAGGUGGAGCAGGCGGAGGAGAGCGCCGAGGUGAGCGAAUGCCAGGCAGGAGAGGAGGCUGGAAGCAGUGAGGGCAGGUCCGACUCUGCACCCCUGUGCGUCUCCUAUCCCGACUCUUCAGCCCAGCUAGGAGGUGAGGCCUGCGCACCCUCAUCAUCGUCCGGUGAUCCGCUGGACAGCCUGCAGAUGGCCACAGUAGAGUGUGGAGAGGCAGUAGAGGGGGACAUUUUGUUUGAGGAAGAGGAGGACUCCGAGAGGGGCCGGCAGCAGAGAGAUGGCUUGGAACCUAGGGGUCAGUGGAGCAGGCUGGCGGAGGAGGUCAUAGAGCUGAGUGACGAUGAAGAGAAUUACAUUGAAGAGGAAGAGACUGAGGAGGAAGAUCUGGUGUGUGUGGAGAACGGCAGUGGUGCAGAAGGUAGGAGCCCAGCCCAGGUGGUGGGCGUCGUGAUCUGCAAGGCCUGUGGCAAGACGCUGUCCACCGACACGGCGGCCGUCAUGGCCCACGCGGAGUCGCACCUUUCUGAGUCGGGGCUUUGUCGCAUUUGUGGCUCCUGCCUGCCUGUCCGUGCUGCCCGUCUGACACAUGUCCUCUCACACAUGGGCGUCCCACUCUACUUUUGCGACAUGUGCCGCAUGCAGUUUUGCAGCCAGGCGAGGUUGACCCGUCACCGGCGACAGGCUUUGGCUGGAAUCCCCCUUCCUCAGCCUAACCAACUUAGCAUCCCCCAGGGGCCUGGAGGAGACCUGCAAUGUGUGGUUUGCUCUAAACAACUAAACAAGGACUUCAAGGCUGUGAGGGAGCACUUGCUGAGCCACGUGUGUGUGUCGUCGCUGCGCUGUGGGGUGUGCCAGCUGCCCCAGUCGUCCCUGUGCUCCCUGCUGUGGCACGCUCUCACUCACCUCUCCCUUCCCAUCUACACCUGCUCCUGCUGUGCCUGCUGCUUCCUGGAGCGCCCUCUGCUGGAGAGACACAUGGCCAUGCACAGCGAAGAGGCCAGGGUGCAGGAGAGGGAGGUUGGGGAUGCUCAAGGGCCUGGGGAAGACGGAGGCGACGGGCUGGAGGAACUCCGCUGCUUUCUGUGCCCACAGAUAUUUCUGUCCUCGUCUGCCUUCCAGUACCACCUGAGUAUGCAUAACAGUGAGCCGUUAGGGGGCAGGUCUUGGCAGGGGAAGCGCAAGGCUGACCAGGCCCUAGAGUACUCCUCUUCCUGCUCCUCCUCCUCACCUCUUGAUGCAGGCAGCCUGGGCAAACUGGGCAGCAUGGGCUUUGGCAUUGGGGUAGGCAUGGGCUCAAACCUUGGUGACAAGCUGGUCCAUGGCGGGGGUCUCCCCGCCUUCCCCACUGGGCUCCUUCCGGAUGGCAGCCCUGGAGGCCUGUCGGUGGGCGGCAACAGUGGCAGCCCACGAGCCAAGUGGUACCGCUGUCGCUUCUGCGGUAAGCGCUUUGCCCAUUCGGGGGAGUUCACAUACCACCUGCGCAUCCACACGGGUGAGAAGCCCUACCAGUGCAAGGUUUGCCUGCGCUUCUUCCGAGGUCGCUCGACCAUGAUCUGCCACCUGAAAACCCACGCUGGUGCCCUCAUGUACCGCUGCACAGUCUGUGGCCUCUACUUCUCCACACUCAAACUGGUGUCAUCCCACAUGGAGCAGCACAAGGACAGCCUGCCUCCUGACUUCAACAUUGAGCAGACCUUCAUGUACAAUGACCAUUCCAAAGAGCCCCUCCCCAGCCUGGACAGCUGACCACCUUCUUGCCGCCCUCUGCGUGAAGUGUCGACACCCAACUUGAGCCUGGUAAGACUCAACAGGACCUGUCCAGCUCUGUGAACAGAGCACUUCAACAUUAAGAGCCACAUGGCUUCAGCAGCGUUAUCUGUUCAUCAUACGCAGUUCGAUGCAUGUAAAUUAUGCGUCAGUAUCUGAAAUGUAUUUUCUGCCCAAACUCCCCUGUCCUGCAGACUGGUUCUCUGAGGACUGGCAGAAUUUUAUUGGAAAUAGACAGAGGAGGGAAUACUGUGGGUAGUUUUACAUGAAAUCAGAUUUUAAAAAAGAAAAAAAAAUAAGAAUUUUUAGAAAUACUUUUUGCCACCUGAUGGCAGUACAUUAGCGAGAAUGUGCCGUAAACACUGGAGACUGCAGGGUGGGGCGCUUUGGUUCUAGACAAGGUGAAGCUGACUCUAGAAUCAAUGUGAAAAGGUUUGAAUAUGAAGAAUAUGUAGAAAUGCAUAAAUCUGUUGUCCAUCAUGUACUCUGUGGGGGAGCAGGAAGCUGUUGAUUGGGUGACGUGCCUUAACCUGGAUAAGUGGUCACUCGCUUUCAGUGCUGGAUUAGGCAUUUCCAAAGGUGCCUUGCAGAAAGAUUUCCUUUAAGGAGACUGGCCUGGGAAUGACUUCCAGGGGUUUAAUUCCUCUUUAACACCUCUUCUCAUCUUAGUCGGUAUUAUACCAAAGUUAAUCUUUUUUUUUUUUUUUUUUUUUUUUGGACAAUUAACAAACGAUAUUAUAGCUAGUAGCAGUCAUGUUCUUGGACAGUUUAGGCCAUAGCGCCCUUGUAUAUAAGAGAAAUUCCUGUUAUUUUAGGAUUAGAUUUUAUUGCAUGGAUAUAUAAUUUAGAGUAUUAUUUUGUAAUUAAUUGAUCCCCCCCCCCCUCCUCCCUCCAAAGUCACAGUAGUAGCUACUGGGAAGUGACCAGCAGCACAUUUUAUAAGCGUUAUAGGCAGCCGUCUAAUGAUCGGUACAUUUUGACCAACAACUGACUUUUUUCCAGUGGACCAGUGUUGACAGAUGUUGAUAUUGUAGAUCAGAAUGGUAAUAAUCAGAGUCUAAUAAUCUUUCAGGUGUAUUCAGUUAAAUCCUUAUAUCCUCAUCACCAAGUAUUCUCCUGGUACUGUUUGAACCAGACCCAGAACCAAGUGGGUUAGUUUCUACAGCAGAAUGUCAUUUUCAAUGAAAAUGUCCGUUUUAAGUGAUAAAGUAGUUAUUUUUUAUUUAUAUGCAUGGAGGUGGAAUUCACUCCAGUGUUUUUUACUGAAGCCACAUUUGUUUCAACCCAUUGGUUUAACACUCUUGCAUCACAGUUUUCAGGGAUGCCAAGACCAGUUCUUGUAAAGCUGUACUCAGCUGCUCCUGCUGGACACGUCAAUGACCUGUGCUGCCAACAGACACGGGCCUCGUAGUAACAACACUCCCUGGUCAGUGAACUCGUACGAAUAUGAUUGAGGUUUCUCACUGUUUUAUGUAUUUUAAUCCACAAGGUAUCAGUGUACAAAGUUGAGUUCCAAUAUCACUCUGACUCGUUUUAUAGAAGUCCAGACUCAGGCCAUGAACCCACAUUACCUAAGGAGCUCUUGGCUGAAGCUCACUUGUUUGCUGGUCCUCCAUUUACAAAUAAGCUAUUGCUAGAUACUUUUUUUGGCUGCUACUGCAAUGUGUGAUUUGAUGUGGAAGAAAAGGAGUGCCAUAUAAAUAGUAAAGAAAAUAGAAAAACUAAAUUGAAAAUGUUGUUCAUAAACUGACAAAAGCUUAAUGCAGACAUCCUUCAAAAUCUCAGAUUAAAAAUCAAAAUUAAGUUUUUACUGGAUGAAACAUUUCCUGUAAAUUUCUGUUUUUAUUAGUCAUUGCAUGACUUAAGUGUUAAAAUUGUGUGAGGCAGGGAGCACUGUGGACAGGAUGCCAGUCCAUCGCAGGACUUGUAUUUGGUUUAAGCAAUAUAUAAUUUAAUAAUAUACUUUAUGAUUUAGAUGUAUAGUUUAAUUUAACAUGAAACAAGGUGCAGCAUUCAUCAAUAUCUGACUACUUAUGGUUUGUAACAAUAGGGAUGUACCUUGACUUAUUUGUGGGGUAGGUUCUGUAAAAGUCUUGAACAUAGCUAUAAAUACCCUUUUAAAUACUUUUAUCAUUUUUGUUUACUUAGGUCUACAUUAAAUGAAUAAAUUGAAACUAAAAAUAAAAACGAAUUUAAAAUAACUGAAAAAAAAAAUCCCAUUUCAUGCCAUUUGAUCUACUGAUUAUCCUAUAAAUAUUGUCGUGUUUAUAGUCUAUUGAUCACGAUCACGAACACCAGACAUGAGCUAUAAACACUGUGGGGGGGGAAUGUUCAGGUUGGGAAUUUUUGAAGAUAAAGGCAUUUGUAACACAGAUUCAGUGUAAUAAAUAAUGUGUCAAAUUAAGUAAUUUUGUUUUUAAAAGUGAAUGUUAGUCCUU
Messenger RNA from Scleropages formosus (Asian bonytongue), 5457 nucleotides. It is a transcript of the gene zbtb39, whose product is annotated as zinc finger and BTB domain containing 39. Bases 410 to 2998 code for a protein of 862 amino acids. Lineage: Eukaryota; Metazoa; Chordata; Actinopteri; Osteoglossiformes; Osteoglossidae. Gene Ontology annotation, molecular function: DNA-binding transcription factor activity, RNA polymerase II-specific; protein binding. The record is from RefSeq and is a predicted model, not a curated record. Gene Ontology annotation, cellular component: nucleus. Gene Ontology annotation, biological process: regulation of transcription by RNA polymerase II. The transcript is spliced from 2 exons.